Messenger RNA from Rodentolepis nana, 2028 nucleotides. The record is from the annotation of a GenBank genome assembly. NCBI's taxonomy places the organism in Eukaryota, Metazoa, Platyhelminthes, Cestoda, Cyclophyllidea, Hymenolepididae.
AUGGGUGAGAGACCGGUGGCUACAGCUAAAGCGCAUGUUAUGCUCUAUGAUACUAAAUCGGGAAGUUGGAAUUACAGUGGGAAUUCACAAAGCCUUGCAAAAGUGCAGCUCUAUUUCAAUUCUCAAACAAAUGCAUAUCGUGUUGUUGGAUGGAGUCUCCAAGACCGAGAGGUUGUCAUCAACUGCUCGAUACCUCGUGGUUUGAAUUACCACAAAGCUCGUCCUAAUUUUCAUCAAUGGCGAGAUGCUAAACAGCACGUAUAUGGACUUAGUUUCGCCUCCUUAGAUGAAGCCGAAGCUUUUGCAGCUGCAGUUGAUGCUGCGCUCGAGCAGUUGGCAGUUCUCAAACGUCAGCAAUCUAGUCAAUCGCAACCCCAACCUGAACCACAAAUUAAAUCUCAGCAGCAACAGCCUCAGCAUUAUCAGCACCCAACUGGGAAUGAAACUGUUACCUCCAAUCACAUCAUCCAGCAACAAGUUUCACAGCCACAACAGCAGCUUCAGAUGCAGUAUAUGGAACAGGUUCCUCAGUUUGAAAAGCUCGUUUGUGCAGAAUCGGAUCGUGUUAAAAGAGAAGAAAACGAGGUUCCGGGUUACGCAGGGGUUCCGAUUCAAACAAAACCUGCUCUCGGGAAUAAUACCAUUAGUAGAGGGGAGUACGCUAUGCCCAGCACGCUUCAGAACCAGCCACCACCACCACAGCAGCAGCAGCAGUUAGUCCCACCCUCGUCGCAGUCGGAUUAUAAUGGAAGUUUGGGUGGUUAUCGUGUCCCCUCUCAGAUUAGUGAAUCCGGAAGAUCAGUCAAUGGAUCCAUGGGAAAUGGAAGUGUUGAUGGACGUUAUCAAUCUUCCUCGGAUGACAGUGUGAAGGGAUUAAUUGGUCGAAUGCCUACUGCUCCAUCUCUGGCUGCGAGCAACUGCUCCACUCCAUCAACUUCCGGUAUCGCAUCUUCUCCUACCAAAGGUUCCUUGCAGUAUGCCCCGUCAACACCUCCCCCACCUCCGACAAUUUCCGCUGCUCCUCCAGCUCCCCCGCCGCCUCCUUCCGGACCACCGCCACCCCCACCAGCCUUUGCUUCCUCUGCCCCACCACCUCCUCCGCCACCUCCACCACCUCCCCCUCCCUCUGGUUCUGGCGCCACUGCUGUAAACAGUAAUCCCAUCACCGCGGCAGAUCGCAAGUUCUCUGCCCCUGUUGUGUCAAUGUCUGCAAUGAUGUCUAGCGCGAACGACCCAGAUGAACCUGACGCGGCGAAUCAGAGCUGGCUGGCUACCCAGUUGCGUCAAGCCAAGGCAAUGCGUCUCAAAAAGCAACAGGAAAAACAGCAGGAGGGUGCUAGUGGGAAUGGGGGGAUUCAUACGGUGAGUAGUGCUGGCACUCUGAGCAGGGCUCAAGGCGCGGAUAUGAUGUCGGAUUUGCAGAGAGUCCUAGCUGCUAGAAGACGUGCUCGAGAGGGCGAUUCUGACUUCACGGACAGCACCCCAGCCACAAACACGCCACCGAUAACUGCAUCUACUGCAAGCUCAGAAUCUAACGCACCAAAUGGAAAUGCUCCCACAGAGAGUGGUCAUCUUCGACGGCCUUCUCAAUCCUUCAAUAACAAUGGCAGUAGCAACGGCGUCCCCACUUUUGCGGUUCCGAACGCACCCGCUCCCCCAUCAAACUAUGCCACUAUACGGAAGAAUUCAGCAUCUUCGGCCAACAACAGUGUCGAUUCCAAUCAACCCAUCACCCGAAGUGAUUUAGAUGCCUUAAAACGCGAGAUUCUUCUGGAAUUCCGAAAGGAAAUUAAGACUCUCAAAACUGAGAUUCUUGCUGGGUUUGAACUUGUCGAGCUUUCCGUCUUUGUUGGUCUUCAGCGAAUUCUUGUUGUCUGCCUCUGCUCGGAAGACGAUUUAUCUUUCGCGUCUCCUUUUUGGCUGCGCCCGCUGCGACAUUGCCGAGCUAAGAAAUCUACCCAGCCUCGUUCUCGUCCUUCCCGCCAAAAGCUUGACGUCACACGUGUGGGACUGGAUUGGCUGGGUUGA